CUGGCCGAAGCGGACAACCAAAACAAUCGUUGUGUUUUCCGAGACCUCUGCUUGUCGACUCACCCAGUCACCUCUCACGCCUCAUCCAUCAUGAAGUUCGACAGCUUGACUGCGCUCGUUGCCAUCUCGACCGCCUUCCUGGGUGCGUCUGCAGGUCCAAUGGCGGCAAAACGGCAAGACAGCUCAGCGACUUCAGCCAGUUCCUCAGCUUCCUCUUCGUCUACCGCAUCAUCUACCUCCUCUUCGGCUUCCACCCCUCAAAUCUCCGAAGGUCUCGUUCCAACCACUCUCAGCGACGGCACCGUAACGACCACAUCGGUCCGGGACCCCCAAUUCACAGAGACUUCCUCUACAAGUUCCGACACCACAUCAUACACCUUUUCGCGAACAGGCCUGCCCGUUCCCGCGAGCACAAACUUCCCUCAAUGCCACGACACCGGUGCGAAGCCUUUCUGUCUGCCCAACAACAACACUCCUGUCUACGUUGGGAAGACGUACUAUGCCACCUGGAACGCCGACUUCUUCCCGCCCAAUUCCACGGUUCAGAUCAAGGUUCAAUGGACCAAUGAUUCCAAGGUGGAAACAUAUUCAUCGGAGAACAUCCCCAACCAGCUGGGCUACGCUGCUGUGAGCAUGGAAAAGGAUUGGCUUCAGGGCUACGACCUAUAUAACCUGACUUUUCGCGCUGUGAACUUCGACAGCGGUAAUCCCAAGAAAAAGGCCGAGGUUUUCGACGGCCCAAUGGUUACUCUUGGCUACGCACCCAUUGAGCAUUACCCUCCAUCCCGGCCAACACAAUUCAACAAAGAGGGCUUGAUGAUUGGACUACCCGUCACCCUUGGAUUUGUUCUGAUCGUUGUCGUCGGUCUGUACAUUGGCAUGCGUAAGAACCGUAUCAUCGGCGUCGGAAACAUCAUGGGACGCAAACGUGGUUACGGCGCGGGCAAGAGCAGGAGACAGCGUAUGGGUCUGGGCAAGAAGGGUGCUAUCAGGCUAGAAGAUAGGGAAGCAUCUCGUGCACAGUAUACUCCUGCCAACGGGCACAGUCGUGGCGAUAGCCUUGGGAGUCUUGUUAGCGACGAUGGUCGUCCGGCGCCAGGUACAAACCAUUUCAGGGAUGAGAUCCAGCGACAGCAGACCGGCCGUUGA
Periconia digitata is the source of this 1149-nucleotide messenger RNA. The record is from the annotation of a GenBank genome assembly. Lineage: Eukaryota; Fungi; Ascomycota; Dothideomycetes; Pleosporales; Periconiaceae.